Messenger RNA from Xyrauchen texanus (razorback sucker), 1661 nucleotides. Its product is annotated as cysteine-rich protein 2-like. NCBI's taxonomy places the organism in Eukaryota, Metazoa, Chordata, Actinopteri, Cypriniformes, Catostomidae. The transcript is spliced from 7 exons. The coding region runs from base 174 to 815 and encodes 213 amino acids. The record is from RefSeq and is a predicted model, not a curated record.
CGAACGUCACGUCACGUAUUUAAUAAACAUGAGACAAGCACUGGACGCUCUUUAAAGUUAAAUAAACGCUGUGGCGCGACUUGUGUUGCAAACAGAAUCCAGCAUCGCUGAUGGACCAGCAGAGAACUUGAGAGACGAACCGAACCUGCGUACCAGCGAGACUGUUCUAGAGAAUGACGUCCAUUUGUCCAAGAUGCGACAAGACGGUGUAUUUCGCGGAGAAAGUAACCUCACUGGGGAAAAACUGGCACCGUUUCUGUCUGAAAUGUGAACGCUGUAGUAAGAUUCUGUCUCCCGGAGGUCAUGCAGAGCAUGAUGGAUUGCCAUACUGUCAUAAACCAUGCUACGGGACCCUCUUUGGACCAAAAGGUGUAAAUAUUGGAGGGGCAGGGUCUUACAUAUAUGACACGCCACCUCAGACACCUGUCGAAAAAUCAUUUAACAGUGCUUCAGAAGGAUCACCCACUACACCUUGGACCAACACACAGAUUUACUAUCACCAACCUAAAGCCCUUACUGCUCCUACACGUAUGUUUGCUGGAGAGACUUAUCUGUGUCCUGGGUGUGGAAAAGCAGUUUAUUUUGCUGAGAAGGUGAUGUCAUUGGGGCGCAACUGGCACAGGCCUUGCCUUCGCUGUGUGAGGUGCAAAAAAACACUGACCCCUGGUGGCCAUGCAGAGCACGAGGGCAGGCCCUACUGCCAUGUGCCCUGCUAUGGGUACCUUUUUGGACCAAAAGGUGUGAACAUUGGAAAGGUGGGCUGUUACAUUUAUGAGAAAGAAAAUACAGAGAAUGAAAUGCCAAGUGAAAAUUAGGUUUUUUAUUUUUGAAAGAAAUUUUUCUUUUUUACAGUAUUAAUUAAAACUGUAUAAGUUUUUUUUUAUAACAGCACAGAUCAAAUAUAUGCAACUUUAAUUGCAUAUUCAUGUGUUCUAAUUGAUAACUAGAAUGACCUCUGACAUCUAAGAAAAUAUUCACACAAAAUCACAAUCCCACUCAUACAUGCAUACAUACAUAAAAAACACACUGACACAUAGGCUCUCUCUCUCUCUCUCUCUCUCUCUCUCUCUGUCUGUUUAUCAUAUCCUCAUACACACAAUUUCCAUCUAUGCAUUCACACACCUCCUUUUUAGAAUCGUAUUAUUAAAAUGCUUGUAAUUAUUACAUCACACUGUUGAGCGUUACCUUUAGUUGUGUAACAAAUAAAAAUAUUUUAGAAGAUAUUCCAGAAUUACUGCCUUAAUUUGGAAGCUGAACAUAACACUUACACUAAACAAUAGAACGACAUGGGGUGCAUGUACACACAGUCUUUGACAAUUCUCCUCAGCAUUGUCAUUUUUCUUUCGUCUUCAAUUUCUCUGCUUCCUCCAGCGUUUCAAGAUGUUUUAUGACAUUUUUCCUGUUCAUUUAAUACAUACACAAGAUGUAGCAUACCACAUCUACUUCUGCUUUGGUUUCCUUCUGUCAAAUAUUGUUACUAAUAGUUUAGCCCAAUAUUUCUUUAUUCAAGCAAAUGUUCUCAUCAGAAUCCCAAAUAACACAUGGGAUCAUACUAAAUAAAAUAUGUGAUUUGUAUGUUACACUAGUGAUUUUCUUACUGGUUAACCCGCCUUUAACCUCCUGAGACCCGAGCGUGGCUGUUGUGUGCAUUUUUCAUUCCC